Messenger RNA from Rosa rugosa (rugosa rose), 1479 nucleotides. RefSeq names its product zinc finger BED domain-containing protein RICESLEEPER 2-like. The record is from RefSeq and is a predicted model, not a curated record. Lineage: Eukaryota; Viridiplantae; Streptophyta; Magnoliopsida; Rosales; Rosaceae. Gene Ontology annotation, molecular function: DNA binding. The coding region runs from base 1 to 1479 and encodes 492 amino acids. The transcript has a single exon.
AUGGGGAUUGUUGAUGGAGUUGAGCAGCAAGUUAGGCACACCACAAGAGCACAAUGUAAGUAUUGUCUAACUCACCUUGCAUGUAAUUCGACUGGUAAUGGAACUAGUUCUCUUAUAAAACACAUCGAAAUUAUAUGCAAGAAAUAUCCGGGUAGAAAUAAGUUGGCAGGGGGUCAAACUCAGAUUGUAGGUGAUGAUUUGGAUGAUACUAUAACUGCUAGGCAGUGGACUCAAGAAGGUUGCAUUCAAGCUGCUACCGUUAUGAUAGUCAUGGAUGAAAUGCCAUUUAGUGCCAUAGAAAGACCCAGGUUUAGGUACUUCUGUAAGGUGGCUAUUCCAAAAUGGAAAGUUCCAUGUAGGAAAGUGAUUGUGAAAAAUUUUCUGAAAAUGUAUGAGACGAAGAAGGAAGAGUUGAAAAAGGAAUUGAGCUCUCAUUGUGUGUGUUUGACAACCGAUACUUGGACAUCGGUUCAGAACAUUAACUAUAUGGUUUUAACUGCCCAUUUCAUAGAUAAUGGGUGGAAAUUGCACAAAAGAGUUAUCAAUUUCUGUGUGAUCCCAAAUCAUCAGGGAAUUACAAUAGGAAAGAUUUUGGAGUCGUGUUUGAGGGCUUGGUCUAUUGAGAGGGUGUUAACUAUUUCUGUGGAUAAUGCUUCUGCAAAUAAGCAUGCAAUAGACUACAUUAGGAGAAAAACGAACAGUUGGGAAAAGGGAAUUAUUUUGGAGGGUAAAUUUCUGCAUGUUAGGUGUCUAGCACACAUCAUCAACCUUAUUGUGAGGUCUGCAUUACAUUUAUUGGAGAAAUCUAUUGGUAGUAUCCGAAAUGCAGUUAGAUAUGUCCGAAGUAGCUCAUCAAGGUUGGAUGCAUUCAAGGCUUGUUGUGAAAAGGAGGAUGUUGAAUCGAAGAAAAUUUGUGUGUUGGAUGUUCCAACACGGUGGAAUUCCACCUACAUUAUGUUGGAUACAGCUUUAGGGCUUAGGAAGGCAUUUGAUAGGUUGCAAGAUGAUGAGGAUGUGAAGUACACGAGUUACUUUGAUGAAGAAGAAAAGUUGGUUGAGGAGGAUGGUGAUGAACCGGAUGAUUUCAGUGUGCCUUUGUCUCAAAUUAGGAGCAGGGCAUCUCGUAAGAGAGUUGGACCACCUAAUAAGCAUGAUUGGGCAAAGGCAGUGGUGUUCACGAAGUUUUUAAAGGUGUUUUAUGAGGUUAGUUUAAGAGUUAGUGCCACAAAACACCCUACCUCACCUCAUGCUUUCCAUGAUAUUGUUGCGAUACAUGCUGAAAUUGAAGACUUGUUUACGCAGCCUACAGAUGGUGAUGCAAGUGAGACACAAAAAGUCCUUUUUCAGAUGGCACAGAAGAUGAGGGCUAAGUAUAAAAAAUACUUCGGUCAGCUUGAGGACAUUAACCAGCUUUUGUUGGUUGCCUUGGUUUUGGAUCCUAGGUAUAAGCUAAGGAAUGUUGAAAGGACAUGCAAAUGA